This is a messenger RNA of Symbiodinium natans, 420 nucleotides long. The record is from the annotation of a GenBank genome assembly. NCBI's taxonomy places the organism in Eukaryota, Dinophyceae, Suessiales, Symbiodiniaceae.
AUGCCCGGGCAGGUGUACGGCCAACUUGACGCUGAGGAGAAGAUAGCCCAGAUCUUGGACGCGCUGUCGGAGUGCACCUGGGAUCAUCAUCAGGGCAAGUACCCCGAAGAAAUUAUUGAUCCGAAAAGGCAACUACACUACAAAAUAUUCCCUAAAGCCAGCCUUAAACCAUCCUUUGCAGCCAGCCCAAAAUCAAAAACACUUCAACAACUCAGGAUUUGCUGCAAAUGUCUGGGUUUUUGGGGAACCCAAGGCAAGCCGCGCUAUGGUGGCCUCCACAUCAUCCGCGCACCGACGGGUGGCGUGCAGAUUCAGGCACUUCAGCACAGCUCGUGCCCUGCAGGCCCUGAACCCUUCCACGACAACCCGAGGUGCUACGGUUUGAAAGACUUUUGGACUUUGGUUUCUGGGACUUGUUAG